Acinonyx jubatus (cheetah) is the source of this 8140-nucleotide messenger RNA. It is a transcript of the gene IL5RA, whose product is annotated as interleukin 5 receptor subunit alpha. Gene Ontology annotation, molecular function: protein binding; cytokine receptor activity. Gene Ontology annotation, cellular component: external side of plasma membrane; membrane. The record is from RefSeq and is a predicted model, not a curated record. Gene Ontology annotation, biological process: immunoglobulin mediated immune response; cytokine-mediated signaling pathway. Lineage: Eukaryota; Metazoa; Chordata; Mammalia; Carnivora; Felidae. The transcript is spliced from 13 exons. Bases 737 to 2092 code for a protein of 451 amino acids.
ACACACGUACUUGCAGGCACAGGACCUGCUAGCAACGCAGGGAAGGGCUAAUGCUCAGCACGAAGCAAGACCUGUUCCUGGGGCGCCAUUCUUUUUGUCAUAUUCUGUGCCUGGACUUGUGUAGGUGACCAGGGCACAAUACAUACCUUCGCUGAAUGAAACAUAUAAAGAUCCUAGGAACGCAAUGCUUGAGAGUACCCGCCGAAAACUUGGUUACCUUGCCACCCAGGAAUAAAUGUUCAUUUCAGCUCCUGAGCAGAGCCAAACAUCUGGAAGGAGAAGGAAAACACAGAUGAGACCGUUAUCAGAUAGUGGCUAUCUGCACAAGAGAGUUUCUUUCAUUUCAUUCACUUGGGAGUUUCCUUUAGGGUUGGCCCCUCAUUGCUCUUACAAAUGCUCCUGGAUCUAUACUGAGAGGAGCCUUGUCUCCCUCCCUUUGUGAAGCCAACUGCCUGUGAGUUUGUAACCAUUACAGCUGUUGAUGAUGAAACAAUAAAGAAGAACCUCCUCUAAGUCAAAAAGUGCAGCUAGAGAUAAGAUUCAUUUUCAAUGCCCCUGCAGCUGCGUCUGAUGGCAUGGCCACCGCACUUCUCAGCAAGUGGGGAUCCAAGGCUGAUUCAUCGCAAAGGCCAGACACAUUCAGCAUCUGCCCUGUGUCUGAUACUGUGCUAGGUGCUGGGGCUGCAGCUGAAUGCACCAAUAGGAUGGACCUAGUCCCUGAAUUCUGCUCUUGAGCAUGCUCAUUGGAAACAAGAGGAUCCCCAGAGGCAGAUUCAUCAGAAAACUCAGCCUCUCCACAGCUCAAAGUACCAGAAGUUUAUUGCAGGAUGUGAUUAUCAUGGCACCUGCAUUACUGAUUCUCUUGGGGGCUACAGUGAUACUGAGAGCAGACUCACUUUCUGAUAAAAAAUCUUUACUUCUCCCACCUACCAACUUCACUAUCAAAGUUACUGGCCUUUCCCAAGUUCUUUUGCGUUGGGAAUCAAAUCCUGAUCAAGAGCCAGUGAAUAUAGAGCUAGGCUAUCAUGUGAGAAUAAAUGCUCCACAAGAAGAAGACUAUGAAACCAGGAACACUGAAAGCAAACGGGUAACCGUUCUUCAUAAAGGCUUUUCAGCAAGUGUGCAGACGGUCCCUUGGAACGGCCAGCCCCUCCCACCAAGCCGCUGGGUUUCUGCUGAACUUAAAGCCCCACCUGGGUCUCCUGGAACCUCGAUUGUGAAUUUAACAUGUACCACAAACACCACAGUGAAUAAUCAUACUCCCUUAAGGCCAUACCAAGUUUCUCUUCACUGCUCCUGGCUAGCUGGCAAGGAUGCCCCUGAGGAUACACAGUAUUUUCUCUACUAUAGGUAUGGCUCCUGGACCGAAGAAUGCCAGGAGUACAGGAGAGACACCCUGAACAGAAAUACUGCAUGCUGGUUUCCAAAGACUUUUAUCAGCAGCAGAGGGAGUGAGGCACUCGCAGUGCAUGCUAAUGGCUCAAGCAAGCAUGCUCCAAUCAAGCCUUUUGAUCAGCUGUUUGCUCUUCAUGCAAUCGAUCGCAUUAAUCCUCCAGUGAAUGUCACAGCAGAAAUUGAAGGAACCUGUCUUUCAAUUCAGUGGGAAAAACCAGUUUCUGCCUUUCCAAUUCACUGCUUUGAAUAUGAAGUGAAAAUUUACAACACCAGGAAAAAUUAUUUCCAGACAGAAAAACUGAUGACGAAUGCAUUCAUCUCAAUAAUUGAUGAUAUUUCUAAGUAUUCCGUUCAAGUGAGAGCCACCGUGAGUUCUAUGUGCAGACAGAUGGGGUUUUGGAGCGAGUGGAGUCAACCUAUAUACGUGGGAAGUGAUGACCAGAAGCCCUCCACAGAAUGGUUUCUUAUCGUGCUUAUGGCGGCCAUCUGCUUCAUCUUGUUAAUUUUCUCCUUCAUCUGUAAAACAGGUCACUUAUGGACCAGGUUGUUUCCACCAGUUCCGGCACCAAAAAGUAGUAUUCAAGAUUUCUUUGUCAUCGUCAGCUCUGAGAAAACUGUUUCCACUGAAACAGAAAUUGAAGUCAUAAGUUAUGUGGAAGACCCUGGAUUUGAGACCCUGGAAGAUUCUGUGUUUUGAUUGGCACUGCAGCAUUCUCGAAAUGAACUCACACUCACAUGCCUCAGCGAUAAGAAGAACGGGAACUGUUGUUUCUUGGCUAAGAAGAGUUCAGAAUUUACUGAACACUCAAUUUAGCUGCAAGGCAAUACACUCAGACAAAUCUUUUAAAAGUGUACAUGCCUCAUCAAAAACUCCUUGCUCACUCAGGGUGAUGGAUUAAUCUGAUCAUUCUGCCAUGUCUUUUCUCCCCACUCUACAGGGUACCAACUCCUCACCUGCCAGUCUUUAUGAUUUACAUUACUUACCUCAAACUUUUGUACACGAGUCAGUUUUUAAGGCUGAUGUCAACUGGCAGAGCUGGUUUUACAGGUGAAGCUGCCAAUGGUAAUACUCAACUAAAAUAUCAGGAAGAAAGCAUUUUGUACCAGCCUGGAGUUAAUUAUGAACUUAGAUUUGAGAUGGUCUUUCCUAAAGCUAGAGCAAGUGGGAGCCAUGGUGGGUUGUUGUUGUUGUUUUAUAGAAUACUUUUUGUCUCAAGUAGUGUGUUGGGGGAGUGGGGGAAGGAGAGGGAGAGAAGCAUGAUCUCAAAUUCUAUAGCUAUGAUUAAGGAAGCAUGAUUUGAAGCAAACUCAUUAAAAACAUGAAGAGCUAAUAUAUCACUCCAAACCAAAACAGAGAACAGGAUAUUGUUUGAGAUUGUAUUCCUGAAGACAGCAUUGAUAUUCAAGAACAUACUGAGAAAGGCAGAACUGGGUUGGGAAGGGGACUGCUCAAUCAAGAAGGAACUUUCUGCAAGAGAUGCUUGCUUCCAAAGAUUUAAGAGCAACUCCUGGGUGCUGUUCAAGUAGUUCUGUAUCAGUCCUAGCCUUUUAGGUUCCAAAGACAUUCUACAAACAUUCCAUCAAACAUCCCAAUCUAGACAUCCUCUUGUAGGAUGAUUUAUGCCUCCCAGAGUUGGUUUAGUCAACUGGAUUCAAUAAUGGGGCACACUGACUAACUACCAAAUACUUCCAGAGGGUGCUCUUUUGGUAACCAUCAAUUGAAACUAGCAGCAGGUUGGACCCAGAACAACAGGCAGAGCAGUAAGACAGCUGUCAGUUGUUGCCUGUUUCCAAGUAUUAUGGACUGAAUGUUUAUGCCCAUCCCCUUCUAAUUCAUAUUGAAACUAUACACCCCAGUGUGAUGGUACUAGGAAGUGGGGGGGUCUUUGAGAGGUGAUUAGGUCAUGAGGGUAAAGCCCUCAUGAAUGGGAUUAGUGCCCUUUUUAAGAGACCCCAGAGAGUUUUCUCUCCUCUAUGUAAAGAUACAAGAAGUUGGUAUUCUGAAAGCAGUAGGAGGGCUCUCCUGAGAACCCUGCCAUUCUGGCACCUUGAACAGAGAAUACCAGUCUGCAGAACUGAGAAACAAGUUUGCUAUUUAUAAGUCACCCAGAGUAUGGUACUUGGUUGUAGCAGCCUGAACUAAGAGGCCAAGUGUUAGCAACUAUGCCAGGUACUUUACACACAUUAUCUCUAAACCUGAGAAACCCACAUUGUUUGUAUUACUGCCUCCUUUUACAGGUGCAGUCACUAAGGAAAAUGCAUAAUGAAGGGUUGAAUUCCUGUCCCAAGUGAUCCCAAUAAUGCAGAGGGGACUGCUGGAAUAAAGUUGGAGUCUGCUUAGCAGUAGGACCUAGAGGGCAUAGCCCAUGGAGGUGCUCUGCCAUCACUGGCAAAAUGUGUGAUUACCUGACUUGUACACUAUCUCUGUGAAUGGUGUUCAAGAACCUGCAUUCUUAAUGAAUAUUCUUAGGUUCUGCAUUCUGAAACUUGCUAGUGCCUUAGAAUCACCUGGAGGCAUCAUCAAAACAGAUUGUUGGGCCCUAUCCUCAGUUUGUGAUAGAGUAGAUCUGGGGUGGGGUAGGAGGUUCUGCAUUUCUAGAAAGUUCCCAGGUGAUGGGGCACCUGGGUGGCUCAGUCGAUUAAGCGGCGGACUUCGGCUUAGGUCACGAUCUCGCGAUUUGUGAGUUUGAGCCCUGCGUCCGGGCUCUGUGCUGACAGCCUGGAGCCUACUUCAGAUUCUGUGUCUCCUCCUCUCUGCCUCUCCCAUGCUCAUGCUCAUGCUCUGUCUCUCUCUCUCUCUCAAUAAAUAAAUGUUUAAAAAAAUUUUUUUUAAAUGUUUAGAAAGUUUCCAGGUGAUGCUGAUGCUGGUUUCCUAGCCACACAUCACAAACAGCAGCACUGGGUAUUUCUGAUGAAUACCAAAACUUGAAAACCAACCGUUGAAGGCAUAAGUGAUGGAAAAGUCCUGCCCCAAAUUGCCCCCUUUGGGGCUUAAUGCUCCUUCUCUGAUCUCUUUCAAACUAGAGCCUGGAAACCUAGGGUUAUGCCCACUGCCUCUGCUACGAGGCUGGAAGAGAAGAAGGACGCUGUCCCCAGUUUGGCAGGUUCUUCAUUAUUGGGUGUGGUGCUCACUUCAGAGAUGCCUCCUUUGACCUUACUGGCCAGCCAUCACCGAGGUACUAAGCCAGUACCACCAUCUGACUCUUGGUAUGUUUCAAGGGCAACAAAGUGUAGACCACAGUGGACUAUGACCUUCCUCUUCCUCACUGCUCAGCUUAUGAACUCCUACCCAUGUUUUAGAAACCCAUAUCCUAUGUUUCCUUCUCCGUGAAGCCUUCAAAAAUAGACUUUUGUUGAUCCUGCCCUUGGGUUUUCAUUCUGGGCUUUGCCCCUCUGCUGGAGCUAUUACACUGUACUUUAUACGAUUCACAGUUUGGAUGUCUCCCCACUAGACUGUGUGCUUCAGGAGGAUGGGGGCUCAUGUGCAACUUAUUUUAUGUGCAGUGUCUAGGAGUAUUGGACCCUCUUAAACCCUCUUUCAACCCUGGCACAGUUCCUUGCACAUAGUCGGAACUGAGUGAUAUUUGGCAGAGAUCACCAAGGCCUAGAAUAUCAUGGAGAGGAAGACGGGUGUCUAAUGAGAACAUGAUUGGAAAUAACCAGGAGACACAUGUGCCUGAUCAUCUGGCUGGUAUAGCCUAGGUUCCUCUUUGCUGAUGAUGUGUCUAAGUUGUGACGUAUCAAGAGCCACGUAAAAGAAGUUAGGCUUUGGAUGUGGUCUGUUUUGAGUGCUCUGUACAGUUUUCACUAGCCUUGUCAAGACAGAUCAGAGUGUGAACGUUCUCUUAACAGUAAAUACCCUCGUCAACAGGUUGAUUAGACAUUGGCACCCAGCUCUUUCCAUCUCCCACCAGGACAGGAUAGAGGGCCAGCUGUCUUCUAAAAAACCUUUAGUCACACGCUCAGAACAAACGCUGCUCCUCUAAGACAUCCUUUCCAGGAAGGAUUUUAAUCCAAUGUCUUUCUUUGGCAGUUGGAAAUCUUUGAGUGCAGCAUAGGGAAAGUGCUGGGAAGUCUGGAGGGGAAGUUCAGUGUGCCAACAGUACAACCAUCUGAGGCUUAUUGAAAUGUUUCAAGGCCUCAAGAUAUUUAUGCAGCCUGGGCAAGAAUUCCACAUGGGCAAAGAACAUCCUGAUUAAAAAUCCAAACGUUUUCAUGGUGAGACUUGUAUGUGUCAGGACCAUCUGUUGGUGGAAUUAAUAAACCUUAGGUGCUAAUCUGUUAAAGAAAAAGUAGGUGUCUAGAAGCGAGAACAGAGAACCAAAAACAAUCUUUGGUGGCAUGAGGUAAGGUGAAUAUCCUAAUGACAACAGGACUUCAUGUUAACCCAAGGAUCUUUGUGACAGUGACUGUGUCAUUAUUCCUGCUUCCACACCCUGCAAAUAAAGUUCCAGGACACAAACUUUUUGAAAGCCAUUUUUUAAAGAAUAUUAUACUGAACCAGAAGACAAUCAUAUUUUUUCCAGUAUUCUUCUGUUUUAGGUAAUAUAUGAGAAUGUAAAUUCACUUCAGAAUGAGAACUGUUUAACACAGAUGACAGUGAAUUGUGUAAGUCCACAAAUUGAACAGGACUACCUUUCUCAUUCCCCCCCCCGCCAAAUUUUCUUGUUCUUUGUACUCAACAUUGUCUUUAUCUUCUCUCAGCUAGGACCAUUACAAUGCAACUAAAAUCCUGGCCUCCAGGACUGCCUUUCUUAGAAAAACCUACAUAAAAGGCACAUCUGCCUACCUCACCCCCGUCCCAAGUCCUCGGAUAAUUCCAUCACCUUCAAGUUAAAGCUCCUUUCAGCGCUGAGUCCCAGGGGGCUCAGUUCCUUACUAGCUCCCCAGUCACAACCCCAAGGAGUGCCCUCCAUAACAAACACCAUGCUCUCUCUUCCCUCCAUCCCUCUGUGUAAGCUUUCUCUUGUGGAAAAAAAAGCCUUUUCAAUCUUUUUCUUCAUCGGAUGAUGCUUUUUUUUUUUUUUAAGAUUUUAUUUUUAAGUAAUCUCCACACCCAACAGGGGCUUGAACUCUCACAACCCCGAGAUCAAGAGCUGUGUGCUCCACUGACUGAGCCAGCCAGGCACCCCUUAACAGUUAUCUUUUAAGUCUCAGUCCUGUGCCACCAGGAAAUCUCUGUAUUCCCCAGGGAACUUCUGGUUGAUUCUAUUUUACAGUUUACUGUAUUAUUUAAAAGAAAUUUUUUUGUCUCAUUUAAAGUGGAAACACGCUGAGGUCAAGGACAAUGUCUUGACCGUGCACUUAACCACUGAGUUGGAAUUGGCUGAAUUUAGUUGAACAAUGAAAAACAAAGGGCAUUUCUUAAAAGUGUAUCAGAACAGAAAACUAUGUAUAUUCAAUUUAGCGCUAGAGCAUUGAGCUGUAAUGGGUAGACUCACUUAUUAAAGCUGUAUGGUGACAGCCAGAAAUUACAUUAUCACCAAAGCUUAAUAAUGAAAUAGUAAGAACUCACGUUUGGUGUGGCUUUUGCCUCAGAAAUGCCUCUCUCUGCCUCACCAGGUGGACAUCUCUUGGGCUCUGCAGAGCUCUUGCUGAAAUUCCAUCAACCAGUACUACCCAUUUGUAUUACUACUCGUAGCCGGUACCACUACCCUCGAUAAAUGGGUGGCAGGUGCAACAAAACUAGCCCACGUGGCCCAUGAGUAUUGUUUUAAAGUUCUAGUGGAUUCUUUUCACCAUGAAGGUGUGUUAUUAGAUUAGUUUCAUUCAUUAAAAUUAAAAGCAACGAUCUGUAGAUGUCAGUGACAAACUGAAAGAAGAUAUAAACCUGGGGGGUGGGGCAAUUGCUGGAAAGAAAUCAACAAUAAAGUAUCCCUGUCAUAGUUCAAAGGUCAGCAAGCUUCUUCUUAAAGAUCUAUAUAGUAAAUAUUUUCAGCUGUGAGAGCCAUCUGUUCUCUGCUGCAACCACUCAGUUCUGCCAUUAUAGCACAAAAGCAACCACAGACAGUAUAUAAAUGAGAGUGGCUGUGUUCCAAUAAAUCUUUAUUUACAAAAACCAGGCAAUGAGCCAGGUUUGGACUGUGGGCCAAUAUUUAUCUGUACAUAGCUUAAUGGAUCCAAAAUGCUACAUUUGAGUGUGCUCUUUCUUUUUUUUUCUUUUUUUCUUGUUUUUUUUUUUUUUUUAAUUUUAAAGCAAAGCAAUCGAUUUGAGAAAUAUGUUUAAUCACAUAAAAAUCUUUCUAUGGUGGGGAGGGGAGGUGGUGGUGAAAACAUUUGUUGUGUUUGAACUUAACCUUGUUACAAGUUGGUUUUGCAAGAAACUUGGGUCCGGAAUUCUGUUCACACUUUCAUCUGUUUAUAUGUUUCAUACCAUUUUCAAAUAAGUGUGUAUUUUAAUCACCUCCAAUGAAUCAUGAAGAGGAAAGACUUAAUCUGAUUUUCUGUGGAUUUCCUGUGCCCAGAAAAGUGUUGAACACACAGAAAGCAAUCGACAUCUUAAUUGUUGACAGAUAAAAGAUGAGCAACUGGGCCAAUUCAAACUCUCGGUUAUUUGGUCUCAGAUAUUUGGUUCUAAAGAGUGAUAAGUGGUACAUCAACCACAUAACUUUUUCCCAAGUUGUGCUAUGGUUGUGUUCUGGGCGACAAGCCCAUUUUUAUACCCCUUUGAAACAUUUCUGGAAUUCCCCUGCCUGCACACUUCAGAACCAUGGACCUUGAGAGACCUGAUAAGGCAACAGUCAGA